Molecule: messenger RNA, 1332 nt
Organism: Aspergillus ochraceoroseus IBT 24754
Lineage: Eukaryota; Fungi; Ascomycota; Eurotiomycetes; Eurotiales; Aspergillaceae
Product: putative acetate kinase
Exons: 5
Coding region: 1-1332 (443 amino acids)
Biological process (GO): phosphorylation; acetate metabolic process
Molecular function (GO): acetate kinase activity
Source: RefSeq, a predicted model, not a curated record
AUGACACCCAAAUCAAUUCUCUCGGUCAAUGCCGGCUCGUCCAGUGUAAAAAUCACCUUUUAUACCUUUGAACAAGAACCUAAGGUGAUGGCCAAUGCCCAGAUUUCAGGCAUUACAGCCCCCCCGCCGGUAUUCAAGUAUACCCGGGGCGCAAAGCACUACAAGGAGCAGGUGAACGAGAGCAUCAGAACGCCGCAGGAUGGGUUCGGUUUCCUGCUCCAGCGCUGCUUUGGGGAUCCUGAACUUUCCGAGGUGGCUAGCCGCGAAGAGGUGGCGUAUAUCUGCCACCGGAUCGUGCAUGGGGGGGACUUUGAGUCCGCGGUGACGAUUGCAGAGAAUACAUCAUCUCAAUAUCACCAGUUGGAGAAGCUGGAGGAUUUAGCUCCUUUACACAACUUCUCCGCGCUUGAGAUCGUGCGCCUCUGCAGAAAGGAACUCCCCUCCGUGCAGAGCAUCGCGUUCUUCGACUCGGCCUUUCACCACACAUUACCACCGUACGUGAAAACAUACCCGAUUAACCAGGAAAUCGCCCAGCGCAACGGACUCCGCAAGUACGGGUUCCAUGGGAUCAGCUACUCGUUCAUCCUGCGCUCCGUGGCGGCGUAUCUGAAGAAACCGACCGAGCAGACCAACUUGAUCGCGCUGCAUAUUGGCAGCGGCGCCUCUGUGUGUGCAAUCCAGAAUGGGAGAUCCGUUGAUACCACGAUGGGAUUGACGCCCCUGGCGGGAUUACCGGGUGCGACUCGGAGCGGUGAUAUCGAUCCAUCACUCGUGUUCCACUAUACGCACGACGCGGGGACGUUGAGUGCUGCAAGUACAAAGGACAUGCACAUUAGCACUGCCGAAGAAAUCCUCAAUACACAAUCCGGCUGGAAAGCUCUUACCGGGACGACGGACUUUUCGCAAAUCGCCGUCGAGACCCCGCCGACUCCCGCGCAUAAGCUCGCCUUUGAUAUCCUCGUCGACCGGAUCCUGGGAUACAUUGGGAACUACUAUGUCAAGCUCGACGGACAGGUAGACGCGAUGGUUUUCGCAGGCGGCAUCGGGGAGCGGAGCGCGCUGCUGAGGAAGACAGUAGCUGGGAAAAGUCGUAGUCUGGGAUUUGCGCUUGAUUGGAAUGCGAACGAGAGGGGAGUGAGUGAGGAGCAGACGGUGGUGGAUAUCACGGCAGCGGCUGGGUCUGCGAAGAAGGUACUGAUCUGUCAGACUGAUGAGCAGGUGAGUAACAGGUGUGUUGUGUGUUCUGCUCACAUGAUACUAACCAGUGGUACCCAGUUUGAAAUGGCAUAUCAUUGUAUGCUUGCUCAUACAUCAUUAUCAUCAUCUGGGUAA